This is a messenger RNA of Fonsecaea erecta, 2124 nucleotides long. RefSeq lists its product as hypothetical. The transcript has 7 exons. NCBI's taxonomy places the organism in Eukaryota, Fungi, Ascomycota, Eurotiomycetes, Chaetothyriales, Herpotrichiellaceae. Bases 1 to 2124 code for a protein of 707 amino acids. The record is from RefSeq and is a predicted model, not a curated record.
AUGGGCAGCCCACGAACGUUUUCGAUAGCAAAGCCACUCCUGGCACAGCCUUUAUCCAUACAGGCCUCAUUGACGGAGAGAUCUCAGGGCAAACUUAGUGAACAGAGCCUCGAGAAGGCAAUCAGACAAGUCCACCAUGACGGACUUGUUAUCAUUCAAAAUGCCAUUGACACUGAUGUUCUGCGCCAAUUGAAUGAAAAAAUGGUGAAGGAUGCAUUGGAAUUGCGGUCCAAGGGGGACAAGAGCCCGUUCAACUAUAACCAGGGAAACCUGCAACAGGAUGCGCCUCCCGUAAAGGAAUACUUCCAUCCAGAAAUAUUUCUGAAUCCAAUUGCCACUCAGAUAACAUCGGCCGUGCUUGGUCCCCGUCCAAAACUGACCUUUUGCUCUGGUAACUCGGCCAUGCCACCCAAACCAGGCUCUCCUGCCGAGAGGCAACCAGUCCACUCGGAUGCGGAUUUCGCACAUCCUGACCACCCCUUUGCACUGGUGGUCAACGUUCCGCUGAUUGAUAUAAGGCCGGAGAAUGGGUCCACUGAAGUUUGGCUGGGCACCCAUAAGAAUUUCGGCAUCGAGGCACAGGAAGGGGCACACGGCGAGCGAGCCUCGGGGAGAAUUCGUGCUCCGUUGUUGGCAGAAAGGUCGAGAACGAACCCGCCCCUCCAGCCAUACGUUCCUAGCGGCAGCAUCAUCAUCCGUGACCUGAGACUCUGGCACGCUGGCAUGCCAAACACAACUUCGGACGUGAGAAUCAUGCUGGCGAUGAUCCAUUUUGCUCCUUGGUAUCGUAAUCAAAUGAGGUUGGAGCUUGCUGAAGAGAUAAAACCGCUGGUAGAGAGUGUUCGGGAUCUUGAUAUCAGAGCGGACUUCGUAAGCGAAGAUGAGGCGUUGAAAAGAUACCUCAACCGAGGGUUUGGGAACAGCUACGACUUUGGGCAAAGCGACGAGAAGUUGCCUACGUGUUCCCGCUGCGAAAGAAGCGGCCGCUGGUGUGAUCGUACAGCGCCAUUGAAGAUCCAAGGCCAGAAGAAUGUCAGCAGGCGAGCGAAUGGAGACAAGAGUACAGACAGCAAAGAACAGACUUCUAUUGAGCGAUAUGACGAGCCUCGCGUACGGCUUAAGAACGAGGAGAUCGCCCACUACUUUGCACACUAUCUCAAAACCCUAGCUCCGUGGUAUGACCUUAACGACCUCGGACAAGCCUUCCGACGAAUCGUGGGAAGCAGAGCCCAGCAGAGCUCCUUGCUUCUUAGUGCCGUCAUUGCAUUCGCAGCAAUACAUAAAAGUCGAACGUCUCACGCCGUUCCCAAGUCGUUGGCAGAGAGACACCACGCCCACUGCUUGCGGCUCCUGAUCGGACUCACUGAGACGGCCCAGGCCAUUAAAGACGGGACAGCCUUGGCCGCGACAUGUCUGCUGCGGUCGUAUGAAAUUCUAGCAGAGGAAGAAGAUCCCAAUCGCCAUCUUUUCGGGGCAUUCUCAUUGAUACCGUCUUUGGCUUGUAGCCUGCCAGAGGAACCACUGCUCAAGGCCGGUUUAUGGAAUUACCUCCGCGAAGAUAUCACCUUCUCCCUCAUCAAUCACUGUCCGUUGAAAAUCGAAGUCGGGGCAAUAGAUAUCGAACUGUGUCGCGACGACGACUAUGCGAACCAAAUCACGAUCCUGUUGGCCCGUGUCUUCAACGGGGCUUUUGCGGGUAGUGCGGAGCUUCUUGUCAACUUACAGUCAGCCAUCAGUGCUUGGAGUUUGUCUAUACCAUUUCAACCUUACCAUGAGUCCCUCGAAGGUAUACUGCCAAAGAUCCAGAUGGUCGACGAUUGCCACGUCGCUGCAAUGCAAUAUUGGCACGUUGCCCAGAUCCUGCUGGGUCUGAACACAGGAAGUCCUGUGGACUUCGAAGCACACGCCCGGACCAUAUGCGGGAUGACAUUUGCCGCCAAGAGUGACCCUGUUGUUGUAAACUCGUAUGGUCCAAUCUGCUAUAGCGCACAGUGGCUGUCGAGAGACGAUGCUAGACGAGAAUUAGUCAACCAUCUUCUGGACAGUCAAAAGAGGACUGGGUGGCCCGUUCAAGCCAUAAUCAAGAAGCUGAAGCAUAGUUGGGCCGGUGAGGUGGAGAGAUAA